Molecule: messenger RNA, 2853 nt
Organism: Prorocentrum cordatum
Lineage: Eukaryota; Dinophyceae; Prorocentrales; Prorocentraceae
Source: the annotation of a GenBank genome assembly
AUGGAGCAUCCUACAGAGCUGUAUCACUACGUAGGGCACAGCGGCGCUGCAGCAGCGCCACAGUAUGGCGGGCAGUCGGACCCGACUGGCGACAGCAGUCGCAGGUCCGUCAGCAGUCACAUCCUUGACGGAGAGAUGGAGGGCCAGAACCCAGACGUCGUUCUCAUUCUGUCCACCUGCGGCGCAGCUUUGCUUCAGGCGUGCGGUGCCGCGGCGGCCAGUGAAGCUUCCGGCCAGCGGCGAGGGCGCCUUUGGAAGGAGAGUCCAGGCCGCGGAGGUGACAACCGUCGUCCCUUCCUGGCAGACGAAGUGGUGGCCGCGGCAUUGAUAGGGGGCGGCGUCUGGCUGUGCGUCCGCCCUGCGGCCUCGGGCGCCGUCCGGCCCCGCCGCGGGGGCCCGGCGGCGCCCGGGCGGCCCGCGAGGGGCGCGGUCCAGAUGCGGGCGGAGCUGAGAGACCAGGUGCGGAGGGUGCGGGCGGCAGGCGAGAAGGAGACGCCAGCGGUUCUCGCAGUGAUCGUGGCACUCGAUGGCAGCACCGUCGCACAUCCCCAACACCAUUCGCCAGCCGUGAACCCGAACGACGACCUGCCCGUGACCAGCGAGCCCCACGACCGCGUAACGAGCGCCACGCCACGCUGGCUGACAGACGUACGGCAUCCUCUGGAGGCCUUGCGACACAGCAAAGAGAGGGCCAGCGACAACGCCAACGAGAUGACGGACAUCGGGCUCCUUUUUCCCUUCCUCAAGGUGCAGCAGCAGAACCAGCGCAUUGACGGCAUCGACACCUGCAUGCGCGACCUUGGCAAGUGCGCGCACAUUGACGAGAAAGAGCAGCAGAAGCUGAAGGCGGACAUAGAGCGCAUCCAGUCGUCCCUCGUCAUGGCCGAGGCCACGCCCCCGCCGCUGGACAUGGCGGCGCUCGCCGUAUGGGAGAGGCCGCCUGACCCGCACCUCGGCAGCGCCGGGGUCCUGAUCGCCAGCUCCCCAUACCAGCGCAGGCUCUUUCACUCCGAGGCCCCACUUUCGCGCGCGGGGGGCGGCGACUCCCUGGUGCCAUGGCCGAGGUCGCUGCCCGGCGAGCUCCGCCCUGCUGCCCAUUUUCAUCCUGUUGUACCUGGUCGAGUCGCCGCGCUGGAUAUUACGCGUGCCAACGGCGGUGCUUGCUUCGAGGCCCUGAACGUACACGUCGAUGGCAUGCCUGAUAACAAGCGCGGUGGCACCGCGCACUAUUGGGGGUGGGGCAGGGUUCAGGCCGGAGUGCGAAGGACUCAGGUCGGCCACGCUGGGAUGGGCCAGCGCUGCGUGGCGACUGGCGCCCACGAGCCUGGCCCGUUUCAGCUUGGCCGACGCCCGGCGCCCGUAGCGAGGACGCGGAGGCGGCUCCCGGGGCGCGAGAUGCCCUCUGCCGUGCUGGGGCCACUCCCACAGGCGGCCGAGCCUGCCGACCCGCUCGAGCAGCUCAAGCAGCUGGUCGCCUCGCUCGCCGCCGUCAAGGAGAAUCCCAAGGCUGCCGAGGUCGCCGACGCCCUCAGCAACCUCGUGCCCGUGCUACGCGAGCUGAUCGCCGCAUCGACGUUGAAGUCCGCGGAAAUCACAGGCCUGACCUGCACGGCGAUUAGCGAGUAUGCUCCCGACACCGGCGCUCCCUUGGUUUGCAGCAAUGUCUUCGUGGACAGCAGCGACAUUGCAGCACCUGGCGAUGGCUCAUACGUUUGGGCAGCGGACAACGAGGGGGCAUCGGACAAGCUGGGAGGCUGCGUAGGGAUAUGGAUCGAAGUGACGUUGCCAGACGAAUAUACCGUGGACAUUGUCACUAUUCGCCAACGGUAUGCGCCCCUCGAUCAGGGCGACGAGAUGGACGUGGCGCUGAAGUCUACCAGCGGCGCAGUACUGUCGACGCAGCACAUUACUUUCACAGACGUCGGCACGAGCAACCCGCUGGAGGAGGCCUUCUCGCUAACGCCCACUGCUGGUGUAAAGUCGAUCCGUUUUACUUUCACCAAGGUACUCAGCAACGACGAGGUGGUCUUGCCCAAUCCUUGGGACGUCGUCGUCAACACCCCAUCCGACAGGGACGUGGGCACCGUCACGGAGCACGCUUUCGCGCCAGCUUACGAGCUCGAGGUCGUUCCGGACUCUCUCGAGACCGCAGCUGAGCAGAGCGGAGGUGCACCCACGAUUGCUAUCCGCAGGAUCCUUGUCGCGGAGACCAAGAACUCCACCCAACCGCCUCCGAGCUACCGUAUGGGAGGCGUCGGGGGCCAGACCGUGAGGCACCUCAACGGCAUGGAGAACCCGGCGGGUGCAACGACAGUGUGGGGUUGGCAACGGAACAGGUAUUUUGCCCUGCAAGCCUGGAUGGCCACGAAGGGCGAUUCAGAUCUGAUGGCCGUCCAUGCCAGUGGGGAAGUCUUGUUUGCUGGCUGCGACGAAAGCACCAUCCUGUCUAAGUACAACCAGAUAAUCGCGGCUAACGGUGGCACCCAAACGAUUGUCAUAGCUGCCGAGGUGAGUCCUUUCCAUGCGGACCUGGGGUAUUAUUACGAUAUCUCGACCGCUGGUUUGGAUUCAACCAGGACUGGAGCCCUCUCGUAUCUGAGUGCUGCUGCCGACUGGGCCACAACUUACGCCGCUUGCACAUCUGGGGUUUGCAACAGCCCGCCCAAGUACCAGUUUGCCAACCCGGGUUUCAUCAUGGGCCCUGUCGCGGAUAUCGCAGAGAUGCUUGCCGACAUGCCAAAAUGGGCGGACACAGAGAAUCGAUUGAUCAACCAGCACGAUGGCGUAUUACCUCAGCAACACCGACAAAGUGGCUCUCGAUUUCGCCGGCACAUUGGUGAUGUCCUUGCAUAA